Eufriesea mexicana is the source of this 1676-nucleotide messenger RNA. Its product is annotated as prenylcysteine oxidase. Bases 172 to 1584 code for a protein of 470 amino acids. The record is from RefSeq and is a predicted model, not a curated record. Lineage: Eukaryota; Metazoa; Arthropoda; Insecta; Hymenoptera; Apidae. Gene Ontology annotation, biological process: prenylcysteine catabolic process; prenylated protein catabolic process. The transcript has 7 exons. Gene Ontology annotation, molecular function: prenylcysteine oxidase activity.
ACUCGAAGGACUUGCACUUUCCUUGUUAGUUUUCCUCCACUGUUGUCAAUUGUAAGAGACAAAUAAUUUGAAGAGAGACAAAACACCAACAUUACUCUCCGUUAUUACAAAUUACACCGAAAUUAUUUCGUCUAUGUACAGUCUAUAAAAAACAAUUAAAAGUAAAAAAUUAUGAAUUGGCUUAUAAUCUUGUCAUGUAUACUACUUUUCAAGAAAGGAAUGUGUCUUCAAAAUUGUUAUCCAAGCAUAGCAAUUAUUGGAGGUGGUAUUGGUGGUGCAGCAACUUCGCAUUUUCUUACAAAAUUGUUUAAGAAUAAUGUUUACAUCGAUUUAUACGAAGUAAAAACUAUUGGUGGACGUUUGGCUACAAUAAAAAUUGACAAUAAUGAAUUUGAAGCUGGUGGUUCAAUUAUACAUUCUGAAAAUAAAUAUAUGCAAGAAUUUGUUAAACUACUUGGUUUAAAACACAGACCAUCUAAUGAUCAAAGAACAAGUAUUUGGAAUGGCAACGAAAUUAUAUUUGAAGAAAGUGAAUGGAAAGUAUUAUCAUUAGCUAAAUUAAUUUAUAAAUAUGGUAUACAACCAUUUAGUCUUAACAGAUAUGUGACUUCUAUAUUGGAUGACUUUAAAAAAAUAUAUCAUUUACAAGAUGUUGGGAAAACUUUUACAAAUAUUAGUAGUCUUUUAUUAUCUAUGAAUAUUGAUUUUCCAAAUUUGUUACAAAAGUCUAUUAAAGAUAACCUUUUAAAUCUGGGUUAUUCAGAAAAAGUAAUUGAUGAAAUUGUUAAAACAACAUUGGUGGUAAACUAUGGACAAGAUACGAAUAUUCACAGUUUUGUUGGCAUUGUAUCUUUAGCUGGAGCAGGUUUUAAUUUAUGGUCUGUUAAAGGAGGGAACAAAAAGGUACCAAAAUAUUUAAUAUAUAGGAAUAAGUAUGUAAAUGUUAUAGAUUCACAGAGAGUACUUAAAAUUGUGAACGUUCCAAGAACCUAUAUGCCAAAUAUAUAUGAAGUACACUUUUACCAGCAAGGUAAAUCAAAUGUAAUGGUAGGAGCAUAUGAAAUCGUAAUUCUGGCAAUUCCGCUUACACAUGAUCAGGAAUAUCCUAUAACUUUUGAAGGAUUUCCAAAAAACGAUUUUUACAAUCUUGGAAAAUAUCAUAAAACUAUAGCUACAUUUGUUAAAGCAGAUUUAAAACCCCACUACUUUGGUUUACAAGAAGAACUAGAUGCUAUUUUGAGUUGUAAUCCUAAUAAAACAAUAGUUAAUUCCCUAGGAAGAUUAAAUUCCGUAGAAGGAGUAGCAGAAAAUAGUAAAGUUUGGAAAAUAUUUAGCAAUAAACCUCUAACAUCGAAAAUUAUACAAGAAAUGUUUUCAAAUGUCCAGAAUAUAAAACAAAUUACUUGGAAUGCAUAUCCUGAGUAUUCAACAGGAAUCCAUGAAGCAACAUUUAAAUUGCAUAAGAGGCUCUAUCAUGUUAAUGCUAUUGAAUGGAUUGCUAGUGCAAUGGAAAUGAGUGCAAUAAGUGCAAGAAAUGUUGCAUUAUUAGCACAUGAAGAUUAUACUGUAGAAUUUUGUUCUUAAUCUAUACAUUCUUGUUCUAUUUUUUUUAAAUUCUCAUAUAGAUAUAGAUUUAUAUCUAGAUCUCACAAAUUGUUAAUGUUUAUUGUACAUAC